AUGCCUGGCGUCCGCGACAUCUCCGCUGAGGACUUCAUCAAGGCCUACUCGGCCCACCUUAAGCGCUCGGGCAAGCUCGAGAUCCCCACCUGGGUUGACAUUGUCAAGACUGGUCCCCAGAAGGAGCUCGCGCCCUACGACCCGGACUGGUUCUACGUCCGUGCCGCUGCCAUCGCCCGCCACAUCUACCUCCGCAAGCACGUCGGCGUCGGCGCGCUUGCCAAGCUCCACGGCACCAAGCACCGCCGCGGAGUCCGCCCCGGCCACCACCGCGACUCGGCCACUGGUGUCGAGCGCAACGUUGUUCAGGCUCUCGAGAAGAUCGGUGUUCUUGAAGGCCACCCCAACGGUGGCCGCAAGAUCUCGCAGGACGGCAUGCGCGACCUCGACCGCAUCGCCACCGCUGUCCUCGAGACCCAGCGUGACGAGGAGGAGGAGGAGGCGGAGUCUGAGAGCGACUCGGACUCGGACUCGGACUCGGACGACAGCGACUAG
Messenger RNA from Cutaneotrichosporon cavernicola, 495 nucleotides. RefSeq lists its product as uncharacterized. Gene Ontology annotation, molecular function: RNA binding; structural constituent of ribosome. The record is from RefSeq and is a predicted model, not a curated record. Gene Ontology annotation, biological process: ribosomal small subunit assembly; translation. NCBI's taxonomy places the organism in Eukaryota, Fungi, Basidiomycota, Tremellomycetes, Trichosporonales, Trichosporonaceae. Gene Ontology annotation, cellular component: ribosome; cytosolic small ribosomal subunit. The coding region runs from base 1 to 495 and encodes 164 amino acids. The transcript has 3 exons.